Messenger RNA from Colletotrichum graminicola M1.001, 1575 nucleotides. RefSeq names its product cytochrome P450. The record is from RefSeq and is a predicted model, not a curated record. Gene Ontology annotation, molecular function: iron ion binding; monooxygenase activity; oxidoreductase activity, acting on paired donors, with incorporation or reduction of molecular oxygen. Bases 1 to 1575 code for a protein of 524 amino acids. The transcript is spliced from 8 exons. Lineage: Eukaryota; Fungi; Ascomycota; Sordariomycetes; Glomerellales; Glomerellaceae.
AUGAACGCCACGGCAGGCACGCCGCUGGAGAGCACACUUCUCAUCGAGGCAGCAAACAGAUGGCCUAUCGCUGCAACGGUGCUGCUUACCUUUGCCUUUGCUUUCGUUGUGCAGUCGGUCUUCAAGCACGAUGCAUUGUCAGAAAUCCCCCUAGUUGGAACAGAAUAUGGCGGACAAGAGAGCAGGAGAAAGAAAUUUGUGGAUGGGGGUGCCAAGAACCUCUAUUUGGACGGAUACAAGAAGUUCAAGGAGCAGGCUUUCCGGAUUACUUCAACAAAGAAAGCAACCAAUAUCGUUGUGGCCCCGAAGUUCAUGGACGAGCUUAAAAGGCUUCCUGAUGACGUGUUGAGCUUUAAUGAAGCUAUAGAGGAGAGCUUACAAGCGAAAUACACUGGCGUCGAGACAAAUAUCGAAAUGCUUCCUCGUUUAGUUAAGACAUCUCUAACGCCGGCUCUUGUUCGACUCAACCCCAUCAUAUCUGACGAGGUUGUUGAGGCGAUGCGAGUCGAGCUACCACAAUCGAGUGGAUGGACCGAGGUCAAGAUUAUGGACAAAUUGAUGCGCAUUAUUGCAAUGGCGUCUGGCCGCGUUUUUGUCGGGCCUGAGCUGUGUCGGAACGAAGACUACAUCGAUUCAGCUAUCAACUACACUGUAGACCUAUUGAAGGCAAUCCGGAAGGUCUCUACUAUACCGCCAUGGAUACGCCCUAUUUUAGCGCCAAGGCAGCCUGAGGUUAGGAGGGUACACAAGCGCAUUGCCGAGGCAGUUGAGUUUCUGAAGCCGAUUGUCAAAUCCAGGAGAGAGGCAUCUGAAGAUCCAGAUUAUCAGAAGCCCGAUGACAUGCUGCAAUGGAUGAUAGACACGCAAGAGAAGUCUGGCGACAAGGACAACAAGAAGCUUGCCCGAUAUCAGUUGGGUAUCAGCUUCGCCGCUAUUCACACUACGUCACUGACGGCUACCAACACGCUAUACACGCUAGCAUCAAUGCCUGAAUUCGUUCCCGUUCUUCGCGACGAUGUGCAACAAGCUUUGGCUGACGCCAACGGAGUUUUCACCAAUAUCGCAAUGCAGAAUAUGAAAAAGCUAGAUAGCUUCAUCAAGGAAUGCAUGCGACACUACGCCAUGGGAUUUUCGUCCUUCCAGCGAAAAGUCCUCAAGACAUUCACUCUUUCCAACGGCCAGGUUAUUCCCGCGGGUUGCAUAAUCGAGGUACCUGUUAUCGGUAUCUACAACGACAAUGAAUUUUUUCCAGACGCAGACAAGUUCGACCCCUUGCGCUUCUAUAAGAUGCGCCAGUCGAAGACGGAACAGAAGACAGUAUCCAAGCAGGUUGAGAUGGUCGCGAAUGCCCAAUUCGUCAGCGUGAGUCAGACUAGUCUGACUUUUGGGUAUGGACGUCAUGCUUGCCCAGGUCGCUUCUUUGCCGUAAACGAGAUCAAGAUGAUUCUGGCAACACUGCUGUUGAACUACGAUUUAAGGAACGUAGCAGGAGUAAAGGAAAGAUAUCCCAAUUUGGUUUCUGGAGCAAUAGUUCAUCCCGAUCCCGAUAGAGUGCUUCUUCUGAAGAAGUUGUAG